AUGUACAUGUUGCGUAAAGCGAUCUCCACUUCUCGGGUCCAAGUACUUGAUACUGAGAAUAGAGCACGAGAAGAUGAAUAUCUGUGUUGCUUCAUUGCAGGUACAUCGAGCACAUGCGCGGAAUCACGUCACUGCUUCCUGCGCGGUGGCAGCAUAUUGCAGCUGCAUUACAUCAUAGCCGAGUGCGAUACGCUCCCUGUACCUGUAAUCCGCAAAGUAGACGUCAAGGAAUCUCUUAAAUUCCGACACCGAUUAGCGUUUACGGUAACUUGUCCCAGUAAUCCACCAUUCGACGAUCGAAGCAUAGAGGUUGAGCGAUGCGCUUUAAAUCCG
This is a messenger RNA of Dicrocoelium dendriticum, 333 nucleotides long. NCBI's taxonomy places the organism in Eukaryota, Metazoa, Platyhelminthes, Trematoda, Plagiorchiida, Dicrocoeliidae. The record is from the annotation of a GenBank genome assembly.